Molecule: messenger RNA, 17890 nt
Organism: Portunus trituberculatus (swimming crab)
Lineage: Eukaryota; Metazoa; Arthropoda; Malacostraca; Decapoda; Portunidae
Gene: Mical
Product: F-actin-monooxygenase Mical-like
Molecular function (GO): protein binding; FAD binding
Source: RefSeq, a predicted model, not a curated record
AGCCGUCAGUAUCGUACAGACACGUGGAGGGGGAGGAUGUGUCACCUUUAACUCCCCGCCCUAUGCAGUUAUACACACAAAAACACCCUUUACUCGCUGGCUACGUGUCAUAACGGGUGUCUAGUGGUGUUAUAUGUGCAGUGAGGUUGUGAUACGCCCAUACUGACUAAGAAAGCGGGUUUAAAAGCGGUUUUUAAGGAUGUUUUUGGCAGAUAAAGGAUUGGAUUCUGUUUAACGGUGGCAGCGGCAGGCUCAAGAUGAUGGCUGUGAGGUGUAUAUGGGACAGAGGUUGACCUACCCCCCCCCUCCACCACCCCCACCACCACCACCACCACCAAUUAGACUCCAUUUGAAACUCCCCCUCUAAAAGGCCUUCAGGAUGUACAGCUCGGCCAACCACCACCAGCACCGCCACCACCCCCACCUCCUCCAGCAGCAGCAGCAGUUACAGCAGCAGCAGGAGCAGCAGCGGCAGGGCUUCACCUCCCCGGAGAGUGCCGCUGCGGUGGAGAUCUUCGAGCAGCUGUGUGCGGCCUCCACCUUCAAGUCUGUGCUGCAUCUCUACCGCCAGCUGUGUGAUGUGCUCAAACUUAAGCCAACCAAUAUACGCAAUUUUUACCCCAAGUUGAAGUCACGGCUCCGGUCAUGGAAAGCACAGGCGCUCUGGAAUAAGUUUGACAAGCGGGCGGCCCACAAGUGUUAUAACCAUGGCAAGGCUUGUCAGGACUGCAAGGUGCUGAUCAUUGGGGCUGGUCCGUGUGGGCUGCGUUCGGCCAUUGAGGCACAGCUGCUUGGCGCGAAGGUGGUGGUCAUAGAGAAGAGGGAUCGGUUCUCCAGAAAUAAUGUGCUUCAUCUGUGGCCCUUCGUCAUCACCGACCUUAAGCAACUCGGCGCUAAGAAAUUCUACGGAAAAUUCUGCGCGGGUGCCAUCGACCAUAUUAGCAUCCGUCAGCUUCAGUGCAUCCUCCUGAAGGUGGCGCUGCUUCUGGGGGUGGAGGUGUUCGAGUCAGUGUCCUUCGAAGAGCUGGUGGAGCCCCCCGCCAACCAGGAAGAAAAAAUCGGGUGGAGGGCCAGACUGUCCCCGCCGGACCACCCAGCGAACCAGUAUGAGUUUGACUGUCUGUUCGGAGCGGAUGGCAAGCGGAACACACUGCCAGGUUUUCGCCGCAAGGAGUUCCGCGGCAAACUGGCCAUCGCUAUCACUGCUAACUUCAUCAACAAGAGAUCUGAGGCGGAGGCGAGGGUCCAGGAGAUCAGUGGCGUGGCGUUCAUCUUCAACCAGAAGUUCUUCAAGGAACUGUACGCGGCGACGGGCAUUGACCUGGAGAACAUUGUGUACUACAAGGACGAGACUCACUACUUUGUCAUGACCGCCAAGAAACACUCUCUCAUUGAUAAGGGAGUCAUUCUCAACGACGUGCCAGACACUCAGGAACUCCUCCAUUCUUCUAACGUGGACCGCACCGCCCUGCUGGAGUAUGCUAGGGAGGCGGCGGACUUCUCCACAAACUACCAGCUGCCACACCUGGACUUGGUGAACCACUAUGGCAAACCAGAUGUGGCCAUGUUUGACUUCACCUCCAUGUUUGCUGCAGAGAACGCUUGUAGAAUGUGGGAGAGGAACGGACACAAGCUGCUCACUGGCCUGGUGGGGGACACUCUGCUGGAGCCCUUCUGGCCGACGGGUUCUGGGUGUGCGCGGGGCUUCCUGGGGUGCUUUGAUGGGGCUUGGAUGCUGCGUUCCUGGGCCAACGGGAAGAUGUCUCCCUUGGAAGUGUUGGCGGAGAGAGAGAGUGUGUACCGACUGCUGGCCCAGACCACACCGGAGAACUUAAGUAAAGAUCACGUCUCCUACAUGCUGGAUCCGUCAUCUCGCUACCCGACCAUCAACCUCCGCGCCGUGCUGCCCUUCCAAGUGCGUAACCUGUUUGACACCGACGACCCUUCACACCUGGAGGACGGCGCCAACCCACAGCCACCCUCCACUGACGACUUGCCCAAGAAGAGGAAGAGGAGAGACUCGUUCAUCCACCCGGACACGCUGCUGGUGUGGUGCAAGAAGCAGGUGGCGCUCUACGACUCAGUCAAGGUGGAUGACAUGGCUGGGUCAUUCAAGGAUGGACGAGUGCUGUGUGCCAUCAUCCACCGUUACCGACCUGACCUUAUGGAUUUUGACGCGCUGACCCCGGAGGACAUCGCUGACAACAACCAGCUGGCCUUCGACAUCCUGGAGAGGGACUUUGGCAUUCCCCCGGUGAUGACUGGGGCGGAGAUGGCGGAGAUUGAGGUGCCGGACAAGCUGACGAUGAUCUCCUAUCUCUCCCAGAUAUACGACGUCUUCAGGGGAGAAAUACCUCACUUCAAGUACCCAAAGAUGGAUGUGGGUGAGAUGGAGGUGGAGGACGGUGCCGGCCAGCGCUCCACCACACGUCACGUCAACAUCCUCAAGAACCUCACCAACAAGACGGCCAGCGUGGCACAGGCAGCUCUGUCCGCACGGAAGAGACUCUCACAGGAACGCGCCACUAACAAAAGUGAUGGGCGGGUGAUGUGCCGAGUGGUUGAGGACGGCAGCAGUGUGGCGGCGGGUGACAGGAAGAGCGACUCACUCAAGAAGACCAAGAAAAGACGCAGUGACCGGGUGACCUCCCCUCUGGACAAAGAAGACGAGGAAGACGACGACGACGACGACGAGGGAAGACAACGACAGCAGGAAAUACAGCUUAACCGGGCGGAAUAUUUACGUAAACAGAGAGAACGAAGGGAGUUAGAAAAGGUGCGAUUCAUCCGUUCAAUGCAGAUGCUACAGUUUGGCGGCCACUCCCUCAAUCCAAUCGUCCAGCCGUCCUACCAGAGUGACAAGGACGAGGGGAUUUCAGAGUAUAGGAAGCAGAACAGCAAGACAAUGAGACAGAAGGCGGAAGAGCUGGAGAGAAAGUUGAACCAUCGCCCUGAGCGCAGUGUGGAGGAGGAGGUGGCGAGGAAGGCCCAGCAGGAACAGUCUGGGGACUUUAACGAGAAGGUGAAGGAUCUGGAAGCAAAGUUCACCAGCAGAGGGAACACUAAUGCUGCUGAGAGGAAGCCUAAGGAUUUACUACGCGCCAUAGGGAAGAUAGAAAGGUCGGAUUGGAAUGUGGCCGCCAUAGAGAAGAAGAUGCAUGAGAACAAAUUUGGCCUGGAGGUGUCAGCCGGCAAGGAGAAGGUCCCCAUGUGGUCCAGAGACAACUAUGAUGACAAGUUCAACAACAUCGAGAGGAGACUACGAGAGAAUGGUGAGGAUGAGGAGACUAUUGCCAAGUACCGGGACAUUGACUCCUCUCUGAAGCGGCUGGAGAUGAAGCUGAGGGAGGGGUCAACGCUGGAGACAGGGCUGAGAGGCAAGAACAAGGUGUCUAAUUUGGCCUCCCAGCUCUCCUCUAAGCUGGAGAAGAAGGAGCCAGAGAAAGUGCUGGUGACAAAACAGCCGUCAAGACCCCUGGUGCCACUGCCCUCCUCUGGGUCGGACCUGUGUCACUUCUGCGGCAACCGAGUGUACCUGGUGGAGCGACUCAGUGCGGAGGGCAAGUUCUUCCACCGGCAGUGCUUCAAGUGUGACUACUGCGCCGCCAAUCUCAGGCUGGGCAACUACAUCUAUGACCGAGAGGGACGUUAUGGAGGCAAAUUCUUCUGCAUCCCUCACUUUGGCCUCGCCCCGCGUGCCAAGGGGCUGAGGUACCGCGGCGAGGACACAGAUAGCGCCAAGGAGAACAUCGUGCCCACCGCCACCACCGCCACCACCACCACCGCCACCGCCACCCCCAUCCAGCUGCAGGUGAGACAAGAACUGAGAACGUGGCCCUUUACUGACAAAUAUUUAGGCUGGGUGGAAGAGGAGGAGAAGGAGGAGGAGGAGGAGGAGGUACUAAGUGGACUGCCUUGUAACGGAGAGCUGUCCCCUCGUCAGUAUACCUCCCUGAUCCGCCGGGCUUCCUCCCUCCACUACCCUCCACCUCGCCACCACCAAAACCACAUGAGGAGUGACAAAAAGCGUUCAAAUGGGCAGAAACUCAAGUCGCUUCCUGGCAGAUUAAAGGGAGUGAGUCAGCCUCCUCCACCACCACCACCACCUCGCUCCUCCAAAGGGUGUAGUAAGGGGUCUAGAGGGUGUCCCAGGGCCCCUCUUACCCCUAUAGUGCCCCUGAAGAGCCACAACCCCAGGGAACUGAAAUGCAAGUCCCAGUUAUUUGUGAGGCUCAAUAUAGGGAGUCACUUAUCGGAGAGCAGUGAUGGAGCAGUGUGUGGUGUGUUGUGCCCUGUGGAGUGUGGUGAGGUGGCAGGGCAAGGACGUCCUCAGCCACAGCCCAUCACAGCGCCCCUGCCACGCCCCUGUCAAGGCAGCGACACCCUCCCAUUUAACACAGAGAUAAAUGUUGCGUCAAAUCACGUAUACGAAUUGGAUUUUAAACCUUCCGCCACUGUCAGUUCUUCCACUCCUGUCGCUCCUGUGGUCUCUGUCCCUCCUCCCGCCCCCCUCCAGCCACCCCCGCCUCCCGUGGCUCCCCCAGUCGGAGUCAUUAGGGAGCGUCCGUACUAUGACUGUGGUUAUGACACAGACAGCGACUCACCCUCCCCUCACUCAACGCUGGAGAGUGACGAGAGAAGGGACAGUAGGCGCACUCUUCCCCUCCCCUCCUCUUCCUCUCCUGCCUCCCCUCUGCCUUCCUCUCCCCUGUCAGUGUGGAGUAGGUAUCUUUCUUGGCUCCACCGUGUGCCGGCACAUGUGGGAGGAGAUGCUGGGGGGAAGGCUGGCACUGGCACUGGUCCUGGCACUCCUACCAUUGCCGGCCUCACCCCAGAAGACCGUGGCACCACACCAGAGCGAGUGGAGUUUGAGAAUUCUGUGGUGGAGCAAAGCGACGAGGAUGAAUAUCUGUCGGAGGAUGAAUGGACCGAUCGUAACUUUGGAGCCUCCGCGAAUGAGCUGGAUGAGUCAGAUGGAGAGGACAGCGACUACUCAGAUCUCAGCGAUGAGGAAGCGGAGGACGAGGAGAUGGAGUUCCUGGAGGGCGGCGGCAAACUGACGGCAGCAGAGACCAGACGUCUGGCGGAGUCGUGGCAGCGGAGAUAUUCCACCGACAAUUUAGACGAUCGUGAUUCUCCGCACUCCGGCAAAGAGUCCGAGUCGGAUUUGGAUUCGGAUAACUUCAGUGAGGAGUGCGGGGCGGAAGGAGAUGAGAGCCACACCGCCACAGAGGGAGAGGGUGGUGAGGAGGAGGAUGAGGAGGAGGAGGAGGGUGAGGCGGUGAAGAGGGCCAGGGAGCUGCGUCGCCUGGAGGUAAACAUUGAUGUCACCGCGCCGCCAAGGAAGGCCGAGACCUCAGACAGUGGCUCCGAUACUGAGGUGGCGAGUGAUGAGGAGAGUGAGGAGAGCGACACACAGAUAGACACAGACUCGGAGUUUGCGGACGACCACGUGCCACCGCCCCCCAAGUCUAUCCCCACCAUUGUCAUCAAUGAGACCCACGACCCGCAGCAGGAGAGCCCCGCCCCGGAAGACAAGGCAGGGGAGGAGGCCUGGGGCGAGCCGAGGGCCAACCUGGUGUCCCAGCGCAUCGACCUGGGCCAGAAGCAGGACGAGGAGAGCUGGGCCAAGGAGAACGGUGAGAAGAGCGCCAGCCUCACCAAUCUCAAUGAGACGGGCCAGGCCAACCCCCGGGCGGAGCAGCUGAAGCGCCUCCUGCAGCGGACAGACUCAACAGAGGCCAUCGCUGCCCAACGCCUGCAGCUGAAGCGCCAGUACCUGCUGGGAGAGAACUCCAACCUGCCCCGCAAGUCAGUGUCCACUGCUGACCUGGGCAACCGCUUCAAGAGCUUCAUGGACAAGAUCUCGGAGACACAGAAGAUGCUGAACCCCGCACCGCAGCCCAGCGCCGCCAUGCAAGCCUUCAUGAGCACCUCUGUGUCCACCCGACGCAGCCCCUCCUCCUCUCCCUCCUCCCCCCAGCUCACCACCCGCUCCAUCUCCCUCCCCCAGGGUGAUGAGGCAGCCCACACCAACAAUGCCACCACCACCUCCUCCUCCACCACCACCACCGAGGAGACCAGAGGCCUCGCUGACGCCAUCACCACACGUGUGGAAUCCUCUGUGUACCCUGUGGAGGGGCAGGAGGGCCGGGAGGCGGAGUUGAAAGGCUUCCCGUCCCCUCCCAAGCAGCCUCAAGGUGAAGAGGAAGCCACACAAGUGGCAGAGGAAUGCCUUGCCAAGAUCCCUCUGUCACACAGCUCCAGUGAGUCCAGCAGCAGCAGCAGCAGCCAGCAGCAGCAGCAGCGGGACGGCUCGGAUUAUGACAACGUCCCCACUGGCAGCAAGUGGUCCCCCCCAAAGAAGUCCCCCACAGCUAUUGAGCUGCAGCAGCAGCAGCAGCCCAGCACCGGUGUGACAGACAGUGCUUUCAGCGACGGCGACGCACGUACCAGCGACACAGCCACCGACCUGCCGACCAACACACAAACCCCGCCUCCAACCCAACCAGCCCAGGGGGACCCCAAGGGCAGCAGCCAGGAGCCAUGGGUGAUUGGUGGGCCAGAGGAGAGGAGUAGGGAGAAUGAGGAGGACAAUGUGUUUGGCUUGUCACUGCCCGGCGACACAGAUGCUGGCGUGGAGACCGUCAAUAGGGCGCUGGUGUUGGUGAACGCCCCACGUUCCCUGGAGGGACCUUACACUGGCGAGGCCGUCCCGCUGCAGGAGGAGCAGAGGGAGCAGGAGGAGCUGGGCAGCACCAAGACGCCACUGGUGUUCCUGGUGGAUGACCUGGAGAGGGACAAUGAGGAAGAGAAUGUGGAUGAACUGUUCAACAAGCUAGCCAGUGAUGCCGUGGAGGACAUUGACAAGUUCUCUGAGCUGGUGGAGUCCUCCACGCCCAACCACAACAACUACAACGGCUUCCCCUUCUGUGAUGAGCCCGACCCCAGGCUGGCCCAGCCACUCACACUGACACCCUGUCAUACUGAAGGCAAGGAGGACACUGGCAGCGGUGUGGCCACGGUGUGUGUGGCUGCUGUGGUGGAGGCUGUGACGUGUGGCCAGGGUGUGGUGGAGGCUGUGACAGGUGGCCAGGUUGUGGCCAGUGUGGAGGGUGUGACAGAUGGCCAGGGUGUGGCAGGUGAGAGGGACAGUGCAAGUGUGACUAGUGAGAGUAAGUUAUCAGUGAUCAGGGACUCCAGCAGGGAGAUCAGGGAGGGUAAGGAGGCAGAGGGUGGCAGGGAGGCAGGGCUGAGUCCCAAGAGUGAGCAGCUGUCGCCUCUCACGGCCAGCCCCAGCGAGGAGCUGCUGCCACCGCCCACCAAGGAGAGCCUGUCCAGCCCGGAGGAAGGGCGGGAGUACACUGAAACAGAGUUGUCUGACUGGGCAGGCGACAAUGGCGGGGUGAGUGCCGGCGAGGACCUGGAGGUAGAGGUGAACCAGCGGGACCGUCCCUCGCACCGGGCGUCGCCACGUGCCAUCGCCAGGAUUGCCUCCGAGGAGAGUCUGGGGGACACAGAUUCCGCCAUCUCCAGCGGGCACAACGUGACCACAUCUGCGCCGGCCAAGCCACCGGCCACCCUGGCCGACCUGGACGGCAUAGAGUUCAUGGACACCAGUGAAAGUGCCAGCAGCCCCGAGGAACUCAGCCACCACAAGCAGGGCUACCGCAAGCUGGAGGAGGAGACGCCCACCACUCCCCUGGCACCACAGAUCUCCCUCAUCGGCCAGCCUGAUCCCCCCCACCAGGACCCCCACAGCAGCAGCAGCAGCAGCAGCAGCCAGUCAGACAACACCAGCACAGAACUGGACACGUCACAGAGCAGCGUGCAGGAGGCCCCCAGUGCAGCACAGCAGGCGGAGGGCAGCCCCGCUCCACCCCCCAAGAGUAUGUCUGAGCCCCCGUCCCUCAGUGAGCCCCGGGCCAGGGUCAACGGUGAGAGGCGCCACGACUCACUGGAGGAGUGCACUACCACCACUGCCGCCGCCGCCUCGGCCUCCAGCUCUCCGCGGCGGUACGAGGGCUACAUCCCACGGUUCAGGGAACGCAUGAGUCCCUUCGGCUACGUCCGCGACUCUAUCGAUGUGCACAAGACCUCCUCCCGGACCUCCCUAGCCAGUCCACGCUCCCUGGAUGGCCAGACGGAGGACAACCAGGAGGAGGAGGGAGAGGAGGAGGAGCAGCAGCAGCAGCAGGAGCAGCAGCAUGGCCUGGGUGUGGAGGGCAGCCCAGCGCGGAGCACCAGCAAGGUGUCACCCACCACGGCCAAGCGUCAGAUAGAGAGCAGCCUGAAGCGCACCGACAAGGACAAGGAGAAGGACCUCAUCAAAGAGAUGGUGAUGUCCCGCCUGAGUCGCCGCAGUGCAGAGAAGACACCACGGCGCUCCUCCCGCACCUCUCCCAGCCCCCUCUCCUCCACCAGUUCCCGCACAUCACUCUUCAGCCCUCAGUCCUCACAGGAAAACCUCCUGGAGAGGCACACCAGCGCCUCCACCACACCCUCCACCACGCCUUCCACCACCACGGAGGCCCCGCUGGAGGAGUGUGGCAAGCGACACAUUCAUGUGGACGGCCCAGCACUGCUGCGGCUUGACACUGUCCAGCAAGAGCUGCCAGACGGCGGCCAGACCUUCGGGGCCGAGGAGAACAGGGCCAAGAUACGCGUGGGGAACUUCUUCCGUGACGACAGCGUGCUGGGCGGCCCCAUGCUCAGCGGCGGCGGCAGCGGUGGCAGCCUGCAUGAUGUCAAUGUGCCCUUUGUGGACGAGAGUCAGGAUGAGGACGUGUCUGAGCGGCGCGAGGUGUCCUGCCGCAGCACACCCUCCACCGCCAGGCACCGCAGCCCCGCCACCAAGCGCCCCGCCAUGCCAGAUGCCACGCCCCGCCCCAAGCUGCCGGCCACGCCCCUCACCCACCCGGAGCAGUUCUCCAGCCCACCUGUCAAGUUCCCAGGGCCGCCCUCCAGCCCCCCACCCCCCUCAACUCCCUCACCUCCCUCAGCGCACCCAAUACCCCACGCAGCAGUGCCACGAUCCCAGCCUCUGCCUCCCACACCCCCGGGAGCACUCCAGCCCCCAGAGGCUCCCCGGCAACACCCGGGCACCACCACCCCGGUGCCCACCUCUGUCACCCCAGUGCCCAUCCGGCCACACCGUGCCUCCACCCAUGCCAAGGGCCUCUCCAGCCCCAGUGAGCGGCCCCUGUCCACCCCCAACCUGGGGACAGUGGAGCGGGAGAGGGCCAGGGAGGAGGCUCGGGGCCGUGCCAAGCUGCUGACGGACCACGCCCUGAGUCUCAGCCCCCCCAACCUGGCUGACAACCUGCGAGAGAAGCUUAAGAAGGCUGGGCCGGGCCAGGCUGAGGCAGAGGCCCCCACAGCCACUCCACGGCCUGGCAAGACGGUGGAGGGCGUGGCAGCCGCCACCACCACCAGGGACAAGGAGGAGCGGGUGCGGGAGCUGCUGGCAGAGCAGCGGCAGCAGCGGCGGCAGCGGGAGGCGCCGCCAGAUGCCGGGGAAGAGCCAGCCAGCAAGGAGGACCGCCUGAGGGAGCGCCUGGAAGAGUACGCAGCUGGUGGUGGCGGCGGCGGCGGCAGCAGCGAUGGCGGCGUAGGCGAUGGGCGGCCUAAGAGUCAGCUGGUGCGGCGACACACACACCACCGGCCGUCCCUGCUGGAAUUGGAGUCCCUGCAGGUGUUCACGGCCGGCCUGGGCCCCAGUAAGUCUGCCUCGUGUUCCUCGGUACCCCUGGCAGGUGCCUCCUCCCUUACCACCCACACCCCCGCCCCUUCACACCCAACACCACCCCCGACACAGCAGCCUACUCCACCCCCUUCCCCUGCACCCUCCUCCACCACCACAGCCUCCUCCACUACCUCUACCCCUGCCAGCCAGCCCUCCCAGGACUCCCCCUCGGACAGAAAGCCCUCCGGCAAGAAGUCCAAGGACCGGGAGAGGAGGAGGAGCCUCAUCCAGGUGUUCACAGGAAUGUUUACCAGCAAAUCAGACGACAAAAAGAAGGGAGACCACUCAGAGGCCAGCGACGCCCACUCCACCACCACCACCACUGCCACCACCAUCGCUGCAGCCCCCUCCAACCCUGCAGGCCCCCCCGCUGCAGCCCCACCCACCGAGACCCCCAAGGCAGCCCCACCAAAAAGCCCCCUGACUGUGCGUGAUAAAUUGUCAAAACUGAGGCUGUCACGGUCGAAGGAGAAGAAGAAGCAGAGUGACAAGGGUCGGUCUACCAGUGUGGAUGAAGCGAGCCCCAGGGAUGGCCAGGACCCCCGAGCAGCCCUGUCCCUCCCCACCUCCCCCUCCCGCCGCCCGCUAACUCUCUUCCCCUCAUCCUUUACUAAGUCCUCAUCACCUCCCCAAGCCUCAGUCCCGGCCUCUGUGUGUGUCCCUGGUGGAUACUGUAUGGUGUGGUCUGUGGUGUUGUGGUGUUGUUCCCCUAUGGUGCGGUGUGUGUGUGUCUCCCUCCCCUCCCACUCUGCCAUCACUGUUAUUUUGAGGCCAGGCUCCCACCAACCCUGCCUUGUCUCGCCACGGAUUGAAGAGGAGAGCCUGUCAGAGGAGGAUGCUGGCACCCCCUCCGGCACCCUGGAGCGCGGGCAGCAGGCACCGUGGUCAGGCUCCAGCGGCAGGAAACAGCGUAGUGCAGCUUUCAAGGCAGCGAGACAGGCGGAACUCAAACGGUUGAGGAUGGCGCAGGAGAUACAGAGGCAGCUGGAGGAGUGUGAGGUGAAGACAAGAGAAUUGGAGAGAGGUGUAGCCACAGAGAAAGCCCUUAGAGGAGAAGCAGGUGGCGUGGAGAGGGACGAGGCAGAGCUGAUGGGCGACUGGUUUGCGAUGGUGCACGAGAAGAACGCGUUGGUGAGGUGGGAGCAGGAGCUGAUGGUGCGUGCCAAGGAGCUGGAGCUGGAGGACAGGCAUGUCAGGCUGGAGCACGAACUGAGGCACCGCAUGGCACUCUCUGAACACGAGAAGUCCCGCGAAGACAUCGACCGGGAGGGCACCAUCCUGGCCGAGAUGCUGAGUAUCCUGGAGCAGAAGGACGCACUGGUCACCAUGCUGGAGGAGGACAGACAGAGGUACAUGGAGGAGGACCGAGAUCUGGAGGCGGUGAUGCUGCGGAAAGGCCUCCAACUCUCCCCACUGAGACGAGAAACUGGCGUGUGAACUCUUGAAGUCUCGUAUAAGCUCAUGUGGGAACUUGUGUAUUUCGAGGGUGACUCCUUACUGCCUUCCUGCUUCCCUCAAGGCAGCUCCCAGUGAGGCUACAGUGUGUUAAAGGACUAUUCAGGGAUUGUCUUCUAUUUCACCCAUUGCUAAGACACAGCUUGUUAUUAUAUUGGUGCAAGGAAGGAAGGAAAUGAAGAAGGUUGGUUUGUGGUGACUGUGUGGUGUUCAGCUGUGGUGGAUGACGUCUGGUUUUAAUGGUUUUAUGUAUUUAUUUAUUUAUUUAUUUAUUUUCUCUCAUUUUUAUUUGUUUUUUGUGUGUUCAAGAUGUCAGGUUUGUGGUAGGUGAUGUCUGUUCUCUCUCUCUCUCUCUCUCUCUCUCUCUCUCUCUCUCUCUCUCUCUCUCUCAUUUUUAUUUGUUUUUGUGUCAAGUUGAACCACCAGCAGAGAAAUUAAUUAUGUUUUUUAAUUUUUAUUAUUAGUUUUUUGUGUGUGUUUGUGUGUAUGAGGAGGAAACUGGCUAAGGGCAACAAAAUUAGAAAAAAAAAUGUCCAUUUGAUUGCCAGUUCCCUUACAGAUCAGUGAAGUCAGCCAAAAGACAGGGACAUAUGACUUGAAAUCUCCCUCUCUCUGUGUCAUGGCCAGGUGUCCAAGAUGUCAGGUGUGUGGUGGAUGAAGUCUAGAUUCUUAUGGAUUUUUUUUUUCUCAAUUUCAUGGUCUAUUUUUGUGUCAAGUCAAGCCACCAGUGCUGAAGAAUGGUUUUGUGUUUUGUGUUAGCCAGGUGUUCAAGAUGUCAGGUGUGUGGUGGAUGACGUCGGUUCCUGUAUUUAUUUAUUUAUUUUAUUUAUUUAUUUUUUUUCCUCUCAUUUUCAUUUGUUUUAUUUUAUUAUUUUUUUAUUAUAGUUGAGAAAGUUUGCGGUGUCAUGCCAGGUAUUCAAAAUGUCAGGUAUAAUGAAUGAAGUAUGGAAUUUUUGGUAUAUUUUUUGUCUUAUUUUCAUUUGUUUUUGUGUCUGAAUUGACCCACCAGUGCAGAGAAAUUGAUAAAGCUUCCUGUGUUGUGUCAUAGCCAGGUAUUCAAAAUGUCAGAUAUAAGGAAUGAAGUCUGAAUUUUUUAUAUUUUUGCUCAUUUCCAUUUAUUUUUGUGCCUGAAUUUGACCCACCAGUGCAGAAAAGGUGACUUGGAAGUGUGUACGGUAUUACUAACUAACUGAACUCCUCUCCUCUUCCUUGCUCUCUCUCUCUUUCCAUCUCUCCGUGUACUCUCUCUCUCUCCUAGUGCCAAGUUAUCCCAUUCAUAUAAACAUUUAGGAACACAGAAGGUUCAGACAAUAAGUAUCAUGAGUGAGAAAUAUUCCGCUUGAGUAACGAAUGAAUGGGCAGCGAUAUAGUCCCCGCUCCGUCACGUAUGCAAACGUUAUGCAAAGCCAUUCAUCAUUUAGCCUUGCCUGAAUGCCGAGAGUGGACGUCGCUGCUGCAGACGUCCGCCUCUUAAUGCUACCAGCUUGCAGGAACACCGGCAGACACAGCCAAUCUAAACCAGCUGCAACGUAACACUCAGACUAAAUCCUGUAUUCCAAAACACUUUCUCGUCACUCCUGUGCUACUUUCAAGAGGCUUUAGUUGAAGUUUAGCAAGGUUUCAUACCUGUUUUUUUUUUUCAGUUUUGCUAAAUUUCUACGUUACUGAAAGGAAAAACAGUCUUGGUAACCCGGCUAUUCAUUCACAGCCUCGGAAAGCAGUCAUGGCAAGAGAACAAAGUGUUUUUUAAUAUGGACGCCAAACCGACCAACCUGACUCAUUCUAGCAGCUUGUCUGGUCUCUAAGACUUUCCUUGAGAGACUGAAGGACCUUUGUAUUGAAGCAUAAAGACUUGAACCUUACCAGACCAACAUUACUGUAUUAAAAUGAAGUGGACUUGUGUUUUGUGUGUUGAUUGCCACUGGGUGCGUCUCAAAGCUGCCCCAGAUGAUAUUAAAGUCUUGGUGUUGAAAUGCAAGGAGCCAAACAUUAUGCCAGUAACAUUACAAAAGGACUGAAGGCUUGGGUGUUGUCCUGUCUGGUUUUAAAGGCUUCCACACCACUCAUUCUACAGUGAAAGCUAGGAAUGUGGGUGUGUUUUAGCCUUCUCAGUUGCUUUCAUGGUGUAAUGAUUUCUUCCUACCCAUUCCACAUCAAAAUCUAGGAAUAAGGGUGUUUUUUUUGUCUUUUCAGGUUGUUUCAUGGUGUAAGAAUGAUUUAUCCCACCAAUUCCACGUCAAAAUCUAGGAGUGUGGGUAUUUUUGGGUCUUUAAUUAGUUUGUGUCAUGGUGUAAUGAUUUUUUUUACCCAUUCUAUAUCAAAAUCUAGGAAUGUGGGUGUCUUUUGCUUUCAGUUAGUUUGUUUCAUGGUUGUAACAAUUUCUUCUACCCAGUCUUUAUCAAAAUCUAGGAAUGUGGGUGUGAGUUGGCCUUAUCAGUUAGUUUCACGGUGUAACAAUGAUUUCCUCUACCAAUUCCACUUCAAAAUCUAGGAAUGUGGGGUGUGGUUUUGGCUGGUAUUCUCAAACAGUUCUGCACUUCACCUGUACCAUUUCAAAAGGCUUUAUCAAAAUUGACACAAGUUUUUAAGGCAUUUUUACAGUUUAGAGGCAGAGUGACAAGAAAUCUACAUUACUAAGUGCAGAAACGCUCUUGAAAACCUCACUAACCAUCUCUGUGGCCUUGGAAAAUAGCCACUUAAGUUUCAUUGACUGUGGAAGAGUGAUUUCCCUCGACACAUUCCACACCAAAAUCUAGGGAAAUGUAUGUGUAUUGUGGAUGUAUAUUGGCAUGUAUAGAUCUUGUGGAGCAGUGCAUGGUGGGUACAGUGGGUCGUGUAGGACAGACAGGACAUUCGAUGGGCAGUGUUUGGCUCCUAAGGUAGAGAGAGCAGAUAGUGAGGGAAGGGUCUCUGAACAGUCAUUAGCUGCCUGUGUGACAUUAUUCAAGCCUCCAAACCCUGUGCCUUCUCCAUUAUGUCAGCACCACCACCAGCGCCAACCAGUCCUUUUUUUUAUAUAUAUGAGUAUAUAUAUAUAAUUUUUUUUUUUUUUUUUUUUAGUUUUUUUAUGCAAGAAAGGAGGACUGACCAAGGGCAACAAAAACAUAAAGAAGAAGAAAAAAAAACUCACUCAGUCCAUAUAAUUCUGGUGUUGCUUUGAGGUUGGAUGUAGGGGUGGUGUGGGGUGGCUAUCAUCUCCUCCUCCUCCUCCUCUUGUAUCCCCACUUUUCCUCCUCCUCCUCCUCUUGUCCCCUCUUCCUUCUCCUUGUCCUUAUGUUAAAAAUGAAUCGCAGUUUCCAAAUGGGUUAUGUUUUGUGAAAAAUGUCUGUGUAUCGGAACGAGUGAUAGUUUUCUUUUAAUUUCAUGUUUAUUUCACUCCUGGAAAAUUGUUUGUGUAUUGGAAUGAAGCAUAUUUUUCUUUUUAUUUCCAUUAUUUUAGUUCAAUCCAGGAAAAUUGUAAAUUGAAAUCCACAGCAAAUAUCUAUUUUAUUUACAUUUAAUUUGUCUCUUUAUAGUUUUUAAGGAGAAUUUUUGCAAAGGUUUUAUUUGUAGAUACGAGUUCGGCUUUGAGAAUUGAUGGCAUUAGGUCAACUCGUCCCUCACAUCAACAGCCACAUUCAAAAACACCUUGCUUUCUCGCCACAACAAUUUUCAAGUCCCCAUACAUGACUAGCCAGGUUUUUAAGACAGUUUCUCCUUAUGAUCAACAAAACAAUCUUGCUAAUUCAUCACCAAAACCAUAAAAAAUACCCUUAAAAAUGAGUGUCUUCAACUAGAGCCUUUGUUGUUGUGAGAGAGCAAAGCGUUUCUGAUGACGGCUUCAAAGCUCACUUGUCAACCUUUCAUUGGCGCAUCUUCUACAUUUCGUCGUGUUUUCCAGCGUUUCUCUCCGUCAAUGUGAAUACCGCACUCAUGAAUCAGGGUAAAACAAACCGCUAGAUUAUCGCCACUUGCCACUCGUCACUCGCCACUCGUCAAGGUGAGAGAAUCUGUAAAUGUUCGUCAGUUGAAAUUCUCCGAGUGGUCCAGCCUUUCAUCUCAUCUCUGACACGCUCAACCUCUCAAAUCAAACUACAUAAACCAGUGAGUGAGUAGAGGACCCACUCACUCACCCACUUACUCACUCACUCACUCACUCACUCACUCACUCACUCACUCACUCACUCACUCACGACGGCAGCUUUCGGGUUCAUUUGAGGCGCUUCAGUUAACCACAAGCCACCCUAGUUCUCACCCCUCCCUUGUGACACCUGCCCCAGCUCUCCUUACAGGCAGGUGUGUGGGUGAGCGGGUGUGUCAGGUGUGCAGUGUCCCUCCAGGUGUGUCCCAAGCAAGGCUAUUCCAAGUUCACAUGUCGACUUUUUCUUUUUUUUCCCAUGGCUCUUUCUUGCUCUCGUCAGCGACUCGGCUCCUCGUGUGUGGUGCCGGCCGUCUCGCCUCGUCACGGUAACUUAUUCUCUCCUGCGUUGUGUGAUUUGUUUAGUUGUGGAGAGCAGCAAUAACAAAAAGAGCAGUCGGCGAUGUGUACACUCCUACACCACGAUUCUGUUGUGAUAAAACCGACGUACAGUGGGUUUUUUUUUACUCCUAACCGAUUUCUAGCUUUAAUCUGUGCAUUUGUAAAUAGAAACUUAAGUAAAAGAAGUAAUGUACACUGUUAACGCACCUACACACACACAGACACAUGUACACACAAAGACACACACACAUACACACACACACACACACACACAUUCACAAACAGCACGAAUAUUCCCAAGUUUUCACGUAACCGCUUGUUUUCAGUUCUGCCCAAAUUUAGCUUUGCUUUGACUACUGACACUCAAGAACCUCCCAGGCAGUCUUACGUCGGCCCACAGUGACAGACGUAUAGACAGACAGACAGACGGACAGCAGGUGUGGGCGGCUGUCUUUCCCGAGGGUAUAAAUAGUGUUUUCUUGGAGCAGCUGCAGAUAAUUUUCGUGUAGCAAUCAAUAUUAAGUCCAUGUGUCAUGAAGGUCUCGGCUCCGUGUGACUCGAGGCCAGCCGGUGUAAAUGGAAUCCUGUUCUAAUUUAUAUAUCUUUUGUACUGAUUCACUGUGUCAUUGAGGCUGAAUUGGCGCUUGUAUCAUUAUUUACCAUGGUGCUCCAAAGUAAAGGAAAUCUUGCAACACACUCUUUUAUUCCCACUUUAUGAGUAAGUAUUCUAUUUGGUGUGUAAAGACAGGCUAGGAGUGUCAGUGAGAGAAGUUACUGAGAGAAUGGUACCUAGGUAUGCAUUUAUAACCCCUUCAGUACUGGGAUGCAUUUUGACCUUGAGUUUUGGGUGUGAUUAUACAAUUUUACUUACAUUAGGGAGUAUCUAUGGAAGUCAGAAGAUACAUGUCACUAAAAUUACAGAAACGCCUUAAAACCUGUCACUUAAACUAUAGCCUUUAAAAACAGUAUUUGUCCUACUGAUAAUGCAGAAAACUUGUUAACAUGUCAGUAGAAUCACAGAAACACCCUAAAAAACCUGCAUCACUUCAACUAGACCCUAUUCAAACUCUUCAAAAACAGUGAAGUGUAACAAAGCAUGGGCCAUAAUAUCAGACAAAUACCCAAGGAAUGGCAAUGAAAGGAGUUAGACAGAAUAGUACUUUAUUUGGUGUAUAAUGGCAGGCCACAGAGGCAAGCAAGGAGCAGAUUACAAAGCCAGAAGAGAGCCUGGCAGGGUGGAGCUGUUAGACUGUCACUGAGAACACACAAGAUCAGAUCACACAUGGCUGAGAAUACUGAUGGAAAAGGUCACUAUAUGAGUCACCAAGAGCUUCAUAAGUACAGCUACAGUGUUUACAAGUUCACCAGACACACGCAAGUAUAAACAUUAGUCCUCUCUGUGCGAAAAAAUAUUGAUGGUCAUUCUCUAUAAACUAUCUUUGUGGUAUGACUCCUGAGAGAUGAUCUGACUCUAGGAUGGUGUGUGUGUGUGUGUGUGUGUGUGUGUGUGUGUGUGUGUGUGUGUGUGUGUGUGUGUGUGUGUGUGUGUGUGUGUGUGUGUGUGUGUGUGUGUGUGAAUGGAGAUGAUAGAUUGACUUAAUUUAUUUGUAUAUCAUUGCUGGAGAUUCAGGAGUUAGUGAUUCUGUUUGUUUGCAUUGGAAUCUCCUCUUCUUUCUGUUAAUGGUAACUUUUGUAAUGGGGUUUGUCACCUGUAUGAUCCCAUUAACUAGUCCUCAUCUAGUCCUGAAUGCUUGAAGACUUAAUGGUGAGAGAUUGUAAUGGUAAUGGGAGAAAAUAUUGUUGAUUUUGAGGAAGUGAAAGUGAAAAGUGUUGUGAUGAAGAAUAAGUGUAAAUAAUGUCAAGAAAAGAUAUUAAUGUUGUUUUGAGAGGAGGUAAGUGGAAAGGUUUGUGAUUUGUUUGAUAAUCAUGGAAGAUUUGUGAGGGAAAGUUGUAUAGGAAAGAUAUAUAAGAAUACUUUGAAAGGAAGAUGAAAAUGAAUAAAUAAGUAAGGAAAAGAAGAAUGGUUAUUAUAAAUGAACACAAAAGACAUCAGAGCGUAAGUUAAAGAUGUAAAUUAUGAUAAACUAUGAAGAUGCUUAAUUUAUUUUGAGAGAUAUGUCAGUUAUGAAUUGUUAACUUAUUGAAUAGAUAGGAACCCCUUUAUAUUUCUCUCCUUGUUUAUGUAUAUGUAAUUAAAAGGAAGACUUGCUCUAUUGAAAUGUUAUACAUUG